AUGGCCACUCCCCAAGCUCUCACGUUUCUCGGCCUCGGCAACAUGGGUUCCGCCCUUGUACAAACUCUUCUGAAGGCAUCUCACAGAGUGACCAUCUGGAACCGCACUGUCGAUCGACCUCAGGUCAAAGCUGCUGUUGAGGCUGGAGCUAUCCUCGAAGUGGACGUCCAGACUGCCAUCUCAAGGAACAAUAUCAUCGUCAUCUGUCUCCUCGACUACUCCAGCAUCAAGACUGCACUAGCUGGAAUCUCAGCCUCUGCUCUCGAUGGAAAGACCAUUGUCAACCUUACCAACGGUACGCCGAAACAAGCACGAGAGAUGGCAGCUUGGACCGCCUCCCACUCUGCCAAACACUACUUUGACGGGGCGGUCAUGGUAACGCCUCAGAUGAUCGGCGGGCCCCAGUCAUUUUUUGUCGUCAGUGGACAAACCUCCGAAGCAUUCAAGCCCAUCGCCUCUCUCCUCGAACCGAUCGGAAGGCCAGAGUAUCUCGGCACUGCCAUCGAUGCUGCUGCUCGGUAUGACCUUGCUGCUUUGUCAUCAAUGUUCGGCAUGUUCAGCGGAAUGUUUGUCGCCAUGGCACUGCUCAAGAAGGGUCACACUAAAACCGACGAGAAGCUUGAACCUGUGGUGUCAGGCAGCCUGAACCCGUUCUUGGGUGCAUUGAUCCCGUAUAAUGGGCUUCUUGCCCGGUCUUGGGACGACAAGGCGUGGGAUGAUAACCUGGGAAAUCCGAUCGGGAUGCAGGUACAGGCGUUGAGGAAUAUUCUGGAGGCUUGUCGUGAUGAUGGGAUGGAUGAUGGGUUUCUCAAGAACUUGACGACGGUUAUGGAGGGGGUGGUGAAGGAUAGAGGAGAGAAUGGUGGGAUCGCCGUGAUUGGAGAGUAUCUCUUAAACGGACGGUUGACUAAAGAGUAG
This is a messenger RNA of Fusarium vanettenii 77-13-4, 918 nucleotides long. RefSeq lists its product as uncharacterized. Gene Ontology annotation, molecular function: oxidoreductase activity, acting on the CH-OH group of donors, NAD or NADP as acceptor; NADP binding. Bases 1 to 918 code for a protein of 305 amino acids. Lineage: Eukaryota; Fungi; Ascomycota; Sordariomycetes; Hypocreales; Nectriaceae. The transcript has a single exon. The record is from RefSeq and is a predicted model, not a curated record.